UUGCAGGAGCGCGUGGCGCUGUUGCCCGUAACUAGGCAGCAGCGCAUAUCUGGCAACCCACUGUAGCGAAGGAGAGCAGCGGAUUGCAUUCUGCCAGUGUAAUAUCAACAUUGGAAAGGACGCGGUCAAAAUACGGAGAUGGCAGUGAAUGUAUACUCCACAUCAGUAACUAUUGAGAACCUGAGCCGACAUGACAUGCUGGCAUGGGUGAACGACUCCCUUCAGCUCACAUACACCAAGAUUGAACAAUUAUGUUCAGGGGCGGCUUAUUGUCAGUUCAUGGACAUGCUGUUCCCAGGGUGUAUUCUUUUAAAGAAAGUGAAAUUUCAAGCAAAGCUGGAAACUGAGUUUAUACAUAACUUCAAAGUUCUCCAGGCAGCUUUCAAGAGGAUGAACGUUGAUAAAAUAAUUCCUGUGGAAAAAUUAGUGAAAGGAAAAUUCCAGGACAACUUUGAAUUCAUCCAGUGGUUUAAAAAAUUCUUUGAUGCCAAUUAUGACGGAAAAGAGUAUGAUCCCAUUCAAGCUAGGCAGGGCCAAGAUGUGGCGCCUCCACCAAAUCCAGGGCCUCAGAGAACAUCGCCAACAGUACCUAAAAACAUGCCCACACCACAGAGGGUGACCACCACCAUAAGGAAGAACCCCACACAUGCCCGAAAUGGGGGAAGUGAUGCUGAAAUCAUGGAGCUUAAUCAACAGUUGAUGGAGCUGAAGUUAACUGUAGAUGGUCUGGAGAAGGAGAGAGAUUUCUACUUCAGCAAACUUCGAGACAUUGAGCUGAUCUGCCAAGAACAUGAGGAUGAAAACAGCCCCAUUAUCAGUAGGAUAGUUGACAUUCUGUAUGCCACAGAGGAUGGCUUUGCACCACCAGAAGAUGAUGAAAUAGACGAGCAGGCCCACUUGGACCGGGACGAAUUCUGAGCGUCCUUCUCUUCCACAUCAUCGUGACCCUUCACCAUUUCCUCUCCCCACCACUUUGAAUGACUCCCCUCUAUCGCACGCUGUUAAUAUCCUCUCAGUUUCCUACAAAUCUGUGGGCUCACCAUAUAUACUCUAACUCUUUGUCCUCCGACGCUGGUUUAUGCACUACAUACGUAUCAACAAACACUCGCCGUCCUCACCCCCAUCCAGACAGUAGCACCAACCACGACACAUCCUAGCCGUCACAGCAUGUUUUACAUAUCGACAUAGAGAAUGAACAAAAGAAAAGGUAGCACAACCGACUGAAAAAAUGUAAAUAUUGAGAUGAGAAAGCCGUUUUUAAAGAAAAGAAGAAAAUGAAGAAAAAUGUCACCUGGAAUGAAGUUAUUUGUUGUGAGAUUUUCAUACACAUUUUCUUUAAGGUCUGUCUCGGUAUCACGCCAUCCAUCUGUGUCUCCAGCUUCAGUCUGCCUCUCUCACUGACUGUACACUUUUAAAGGAAAAGUUCUCACAGAAAGGACUAUUCUGUUAUCAGUUUCUCACCCUCAUGUCGUUCCAAAACCUGUAUGAUUUUCUUUCAUGGAGCAAACGAAGAAGGCUUUUCAUUUCCAUAGAAUUGCAGCAAAUAGAGACUAAAGCUUUCACUCUUGAAAAAGGACACAAAUGAACCAUAAAAGUGGUCCAUAUGAUUCAUACACUAUAUUCCAAGUCAUCUAUGAGCUUCGGGUACACCUGUGACCAGGUGAUCAUUGAGUUGAUGAAGCUCAUGAAUUCUAAUGAAAGCAGCAACAAGAAGAUGUCAAGUUUUUCAGUGAAUAACUUUAAUUUCAGUCUGUAUAUCACUCAAAGGUAUCAUACGGCUUCAGAAGACUUGGAAUAGAGCACACAAGUUAUAUGCACAACUUUUAUGAUUUUUAAGGUGAUUUUGUUUCUCUACUGAAACUUAAAAACAUUUUAUUAUAUAAUGUAUUUCAUUGUACAACCAAAGCACCAUACAUGUUUGGAGUGACAUGAAGGUGAAUAAACAGAAUUUCAUUUUUAGGUGAGCUAUCCCCUUAAAUGACAAAAAAGCAGACACUCUGAGGAAGAAUCCUAGUAAAAUCAAACUUAUGAAUCUUUUAUAUCUGCAAAGAUAUUGAUGUCAAGUUUGUCAGUGACAUGAGGGAAAUAAAUCCUGAGCUGCAGAGAGGACUUUUAUACUUUUAAUUAAUUGGAGGAGCCAGUGACAGGGUAAAUAAUAAUAACUAAAAUAAUAAAAUAAUAAUAAUAAAAACGACAUUAAAAUAUGUCAGCAAGGCUUUAAAAUGUGUGAGACAACAGUAACUUAUGACACAGGUUGCUUUGCUUAUACCCAGGGAGCAUGUAAAUGUUAUACAUUGACAACUGAUGAGUGAUUGUUUGAAAAUCAUAUUUUUCUGUUGUGCUUGAUUGUGACAUUAUUCUAACACCUCAUAGACUGCAAAAUAGAAACUCACCAAAUGGAUGGAAAGUUGUAUUACCGUCAACCAUUGAGCAUGAGGGACAGUACUCAUUGUUACUGUGGACAUUUUAUUUUAGUGGCAGUCAAACAUGUGAUACUACUGAUCAGAUGAUGUCAUGUCGAAUUGAACUGACGUUUGCUGCUAGAGUUGCUGCAUUUAUGUGUUUUGUUUUGUAUUUAUUUCGCUCAGCUAUUGAAUAGCAUAUGGGCUGUGCAUUCUUAACUGUAAAUCAUAUCAGAUUUGUAAAAAGCCCUGAUCAAAUUAAACAGAGACGCUAGAUGUCAUUCGUUUGAAUCUACUUCUCUCUGUGUUGAGAACCUGAGUCAUCUUGUGUUGUCUCAGUAUACAGUAUGGCUAUAAUUGUGUUUGCAUAAAUUGUUUUGAGUAAAUAAACAUUCGUGAAAAUA
Messenger RNA from Cyprinus carpio (common carp), 2806 nucleotides. RefSeq names its product microtubule-associated protein RP/EB family member 3-like. The record is from RefSeq and is a predicted model, not a curated record. Gene Ontology annotation, cellular component: microtubule plus-end; spindle midzone; microtubule organizing center. NCBI's taxonomy places the organism in Eukaryota, Metazoa, Chordata, Actinopteri, Cypriniformes, Cyprinidae. Gene Ontology annotation, molecular function: microtubule plus-end binding. Gene Ontology annotation, biological process: spindle assembly; protein localization to microtubule plus-end; regulation of microtubule polymerization or depolymerization.